Messenger RNA from Seriola aureovittata, 1645 nucleotides. RefSeq names its product ubiquitin carboxyl-terminal hydrolase 47-like. Lineage: Eukaryota; Metazoa; Chordata; Actinopteri; Carangiformes; Carangidae. Gene Ontology annotation, biological process: protein deubiquitination. Gene Ontology annotation, molecular function: cysteine-type deubiquitinase activity; cysteine-type endopeptidase activity. Bases 481 to 1608 code for a protein of 375 amino acids. Gene Ontology annotation, cellular component: nucleus; cytosol. The transcript is spliced from 11 exons. The record is from RefSeq and is a predicted model, not a curated record.
UGAUGUGUCCUCCAGACACUGCAAAUGCUGAGGUCACAUAAAAUAUGUUGCAACUGUCUCACACAAAACUCCUUCCAUUAGCAGAACAGAGAAGCAAUUUAUGGGAGCUUGCGAUUUAUUUCACAAUUAUUAUAAUGUUCAAUAUCUUUAUUAGUCAUGUGAGCCAUCUGCUAAAUAACCCGAUACACCCUGAAUGCACCACUCCAGCGAACGUAGGAAAGAACGAAAGAGAAAGUGAGUUACACUUCAACAGGAGACAGAAAUGCUGAUUGUGUGAGUCCAUAAUAGACAGAGAAGAACAGUGUCUCCACAGUUAAACUCUCACAGCUGAAGGUGGGCUCAAAUUCUUCUUCUGUCUUUUAUUUGUAUUCGAUUGAAACACUUGAUUUAUUGUCAAAAAUUGAUCGUGAAACUGCAAAUCUCCGUGCAUCUGGCAGCAGUGCGGAAGUGGAGUGAUAAAGUCGUCAGAAAAGAAUCAAGAUGGAGCUGUUUUCCAACCGCUUUUUCUGCCCUCCAGCUGAUAUCAAGUACCAUGGGUUGAAGAACCAAGGAGCAACGUGUUACUUGAACAGUGUGCUGCAGGUGCUGUUCAUGACCAAAGACUUCAGAGAGGCUGUGGAAAGGUACACGUGUGGAAACCCUGACACUGCGCGUAUGGACAGUCAUCUUAAAGACUUGUUUGAUGACUUAAAGGAACGAACAGCAUACACCUACAACAUCAAAAAGAGGCUGGGCAUCAGCAGAGUGGGAGAGCAACGUGAUGCUGCUGAGUACUUUGAGAAGAUUGUAACUCACACCAGUCGUGAGGCUUCACAGGUAUUUGAAGGAGUGUUGACACACAAGUACACAUGCACUGGAUGUGGCACAGAGAUAAACACUGAUGGGCCAUUUUGGAGUCUACCUCUUGUGUUGGUGGAUUCUGACAGUGAGGGCUUUAGUGUGAUGGAUGGGAUUGACAGGUUUCUCAGAGCUUCAGACAUCUGCGGAGAUGAACAGCUGUACUGUGACCAGUGUGAUGCCAAAACUGAUGCUAAUGUUAGGUAUGUAAUAAAGCAUCAUCCAGAAGUUCUGACGCUGCUGCUGAAGAGAUUUAAGUUUGACGACCAUCGCAUGGAACAUGUGAAGAUAAACUGCAGUGUGGAGGUUCCCUACACCCUACAGAUACCAGAGAGUCAGACGUAUGACCUGUACGCGUUUGUGGAUCAUUUUGGAGAUCUGAGAGGUGGACAUUACACUGCUACAAUCAAGUCCCAGGAGGAUGAGAGAUGGUAUAACUUCAAUGAUACCACUGUCACACCGCUUCGUUACCCGCCAUUCCAGGUGCAUGACAAUAAGAAGAGAUCCCAGAGUGCUUAUCUUCUUUUCUACAGGAAAAAGAAAAUGCAUGCUGCAGACGCUUCGACUCAAGACGUCCAGGUUGUGGAGCGUCCUCACAGUUUAAAGCUGAAUGAUGCAUCUUCUCCAAAGUCACAAAAGCACAGUAACAAAAAAACCUGUUCAAGUCAAUGGGAAAGUGGUCUCAGAUUUCUAGACCGCACUGUACGUCAUAGAUAUUUUGUGCCCUUUGUCAUGUUUGUGUUUUUUUUUACAGUUGUUUACUGUAGUUAACAGAUGUAAAAAUAAAAAUAAAAAAUAAUAAGCCUUA